Molecule: messenger RNA, 4651 nt
Organism: Melopsittacus undulatus (budgerigar)
Lineage: Eukaryota; Metazoa; Chordata; Aves; Psittaciformes; Psittaculidae
Gene: PCDH11X
Product: protocadherin 11 X-linked
Exons: 4
Coding region: 1-3081 (1026 amino acids)
Biological process (GO): homophilic cell-cell adhesion
Cellular component (GO): plasma membrane; catenin complex
Molecular function (GO): cadherin binding; calcium ion binding
Source: RefSeq, a predicted model, not a curated record
AUGGACUUGCUGUCUGGAACCUACCUCUUGGCAGUCUUAUUAGCCUGUAUUGUAUUGCAAUCUGGCGCACAGGAGAAGAAUUAUACCGUGCGGGAAGAACUGCCUGAAAAUGUCCUCAUUGGCAAUUUACUCAAGGAUCUUAACCUAACACUGGACCCAGAUGUGCCCCUGUCCUCACCGCUGCAGUUCAAGCUUGUGUAUAAGACUGGGGAUGUGCCAUUGGUACGGGUGGAGGAGAACACCGGUGAGAUUUUCACAGCUGCGAACCGCAUAGACCGAGAGAAGCUGUGCUCUGGCAUCUUUAGUGAGAAUCGCUGCUUUUACGAGGUGGAGGUUGCUGUUUUGCCUGAUGAAGUCUUCAGACUGGUUAAGAUAAGAUUCCUAAUAGAGGAUAUAAAUGACAAUGCCCCUCUCUUUCCCUCAACAGUUAUUAAUAUCUCUAUCCCUGAAAACACAGCAAUUAAUUCUCGCUAUUCUGUUCCAUCUGCCAUCGAUCCUGACAUUGGUGUGAAUGGUAUUCAACAUUAUGAAUUACUUAAGCCCAAAACAGCUCCGAAAAGGACUUUUGGAUCCAUUACAAAUGAUCAGGGUCAAAACGUAUUUGGUCUUGAUAUAACUGAGACACCUGAAGGAGAUAAGUGGCCUCAACUGAUUGUCCAACAGAUCCUGGAUAGGGAACAGAAGGAUACCUAUGUGAUGAAAAUUAAAGUUGAGGACGGUGGAAGCCCUCCAAGAUCUAGCACUGCCAUCCUCCAAGUCACAGUGACUGAUGUGAAUGAUAAUCGCCCAGUCUUCAAAGAGAAUGACAUUGAAGUCAGUGUCCCAGAAAAUGCUCCAGUGGGCACCUCUGUUUCUCAGCUCCAUGCCACUGAUGCGGACUUGGGCUCAAAUGCACAAAUCCACUUCUAUUUCAGCAAUCAGAUCUCCAGUUUGGCCAAAAGGCUGUUUGCCAUAGAUAACACCACUGGUCUCAUCACUAUAAGGGAACCACUAGAUAGGGAGGAAUCUCCUGUACACAAAUUGACUGUUUUGGCAAGUGAUGGCAGUUCAACUCCAUCAAGAGCAACAGUGACUGUUAACGUUACAGAUAUUAAUGACAAUGUCCCAUCAAUAGACACGAGAUACAUCAUCAAUCCAGUGAAUGGGACAGUGCUUUUGUCUGAGAAGGCUCCCCUUAAUACGAAAAUUGCAUUGAUAACAGUAAUGGACAAGGAUGCCGAUCUGAAUGGAAAAGUUACUUGUUUUACAGAUCAUGAUGUUCCUUUUAGGCUAAAGCCCGUGUUUGAUAAUCAGUUUCUUCUGGAGACAGCUACGUUUUUAGAUUAUGAAGCCACACGGGAAUAUGCCAUUAAAAUAGUGGCUUCAGACUCAGGGAAACCUCCCUUAAACCAGUCUGCAAUGCUCCUCAUCAAAAUAAAAGAUGAGAAUGACAAUGCCCCGGUUUUUACACAGCCCAUCAUAGGUCUUUCCAUCCCUGAAAACAAUGCUCCUGGUACUCAGCUAACCAAGAUAAGUGCUACAGAUGCUGACAGUGGGCGCAAUGCUGAGAUCAGCUAUAUCCUGGGUUCUGAUGCACCCCCUAUUUUCAACCUUGACCGCCGUACAGGUAUUCUGACAGCAGUGAGAAAGCUGGAUAGAGAAAAGCAAGACAGGUACUCCUUCACUGUGCUGGCUAAGGAUAAUGGGAUACCACCCUUGCAGACCAAUGCUACUGUGACAGUGUCUGUCCUGGACCAGAAUGAUAACAGCCCUGCUUUCACACACAAUGAAUACAAUUUCUAUGUACCGGAAAAUUUACCCAUGUACGGCACAGUGGGGCUUAUCACAGUUACAGAUGCUGACUCAGGAGAGAAUGCUGCGGUUACUCUCUCUAUAUUAAAUGGUAGAGAUAAUUUCAUUAUAGAUCCACUUACUGGUGUAAUAAGACCUAAUAUUACCUUUGAUAGGGAACAGCAGGGGUCAUAUACUUUCCAGGUGAAAGCUGUGGAUGGAGGAAGAGUGCAGCGUUCCUCAACUGCCAAAGUGACCAUCAAUGUUGUUGAUGUAAAUGACAACAGGCCUGUUUUUGUUAUUCCUUCAUCUAAUUAUUCAUAUGAGUUGGUUCCAAUAUCAGCCAGUCCAGGGUCUGUAGUUACUAAAGUCUUUGCAGUUGAUAAUGACACAGGAAUGAAUGCAGAGCUCCGCUAUAGCAUUAUAGGUGGGAACUCACGGGGCUUGUUCACAAUUGACCAGUUAACAGGCAAUAUAACUUUGAAAGAGAAGGUAAUCACAUCAGAUCAUGGCUUGCACAGACUGGUGAUAAAAGUCAAUGACCUAGGACAACCCGAGUCUCUUUACACUAUAGCUCUUGUGCAUUUAUUUGUCAAUGAGACAGUCACCAACAGUUCCUACAUACAAGAGCUAGUGCGCAGGAAUAUGGAAACUCCAGUUGGCCAGAAUGUUGGGGAUGGGGAGAUAACCCCACAAACCAAUGAUUAUGUCAAGAUCAUCAUUGCUAUUAUUGCAGGCACUAUGACAGUUAUUCUGGUAAUUUUUGUUACUGCUUUAGUACGGUGCCGCCAGACACCUCGGCACAAGGUUGUCCAAAAAAACAAGCAGAGUGGUGAAUGGGUUUCCCCAAACCAAGAGAAUAGGCAGAUCAAGAAAAAGAAGAAGAAGAAGAAACGCUCUCCAAAAAGUCUCCUCCUCAACUUUGUGACUAUUGAAGAAUCUAAGCCUGAUGAUCCUGGCCACGAGCACAUAAAUGGCACUUUAGACAUUCCUGUAGAGCUAGAAGAGCAGACUAUGGGAAAGUAUAACUGGGCCACCACCCCAACCACAUUUAAGCCUGAUAGCCCAGAUUUAGCAAAGCACUACAAGUCUGCUUCUCCGCAGCCUACCUUUCAAAUUAAACCUGAGACUCCUGUACCCCCCAAGAAGCAUCAUGUCAUUCAGGAACUGCCUCUAGAUAACACCUUUGUGGUGGGCUGUGACUCACUUUCCAAGUGCUCAUCAAGCAGCUCAGACCCUUACAGUGUUUCUGAAUGCAGCUGUCAAGGAGGCUUCAAGACCCCAGGACCCAUACACACCAGACAGCUCUGAACGCCAUCGCAUCUGAUGUUAUAUACUGAAGUCGUACGUGUACACAAUGAUGUUAAGCCAGCAAACAUGAAAACAAGGAAAUAGCACGAGAAAGCCCUUUGUCCUGUCUCUGAUUGCCGAAGAAAUUUAUCGUCUGAUCUCCAGAGGGGUUUGGAAGUGACGAUGAACUGUUCAAGCUGCCCUACUGAAAGGUAUCCAGGGCAAGAAUUUUUUAAAAAGCAAAGACAGAGAUUUUAGUACGUUGUGCUAUAGUGUUCUAUAAUGUAGUUUUGCUAAGAAAAAAAGUAAUGUGACCCAUCCUUCUGCACAAUUGGUGAUUUUGGUAAAUCUAUUUUGCUUGUAAUCAUCCUCUUGUCCCAGUUUUCUUUUUUUUCUUUAUUUAUUUUAGUUGAAACAAUUAGGAACUUUGUUUCUAUAAAUAUAUUAAAGGGAGCAAUAAAUUUUAUUCAUACAUUAAGAAGAGAAUGUAAAGUUCUUUAUACUCCCUGCAUUUAAAAUAAAACCAAAUUGUUGUCACUUAUAGCACCAUUAUCCAUGUUAAGAAUUAAGUGUUAUUUAUAUCUAUACCAUAAUAUUUUUAAUGAUGAUAUUGCUGCUAUGGAUCAUAAAUAGAAUUGAUCAAAUCACUGCUUUCUCAUUUUAUAGGCACAGUAGUAGUAGUAAAAAAUGAGUACUUCCUGCUUUCUUAUCCACAACAUUUUGUAAUAAAUAAAUGAUCACCUUUUAAAUAACUGGAAAGUAUUCACUUAACUUUCAAAAAUAAAAUCCGAUUUGCUUGCUGAAGUCUGGCUAAUGUGUGUGUAAAACUGCCAUAUGUUUAACCUUUUGAAGUACUUUUAUUUAAAACAAGAAAGUCCUGAGUCCAUUGACUUGGUUUUCGGUGUGAUAAAAUAGGAGAGAGCAUACGUCAUUUUUUCACUGUUAGCCAGCACACGGGGAAGAAAACGGCCUAAUGCUGGUUCCCUCCUCUCCCCCCACCAAUUAUUUCUCUAUGUAGUUAACUUUUUAAAAAUUCAAGUUUUCUACGUGAUAAUUUGUUAUUCAGCACGGCUCAUCAAAAAUAAAAUCUGAGUCUUGUAGCUUUGUUUGCAGGUUGGUUGCAGGUUCUUGUAUAUUGCCUCACCUUUUAGGGAGUAAUGCUUAAUAUAUAUCAUCUAUUAUAUUAGAAUUUCAUAUGCAAGGUGAAAUCUUUUAGGAAGCAAAGGAGUAUAAAGAACCCUGUUUUCUGCACUUAUAUAAAGACAUGUAAUAUUAGUUUGCUAGAAUAAAAUGAAAUACAGACACUGCUUUUAACUGGGAUGUAUACAGUAUAUAUAACUUUCUUUUAAAGAAAAAAUUAUUAAUGAUUCAUGAAUUAGACUACAACAUGGAAUUCUUACACAUUAGUAUAUGUUUGAUGUAAAGAUAUUUAUAGGCUUGUACUUAAUAAUCACGUUGCCUCAGUUCUUGGACUGCAGAAUGUCUACCAUGACUGUUGCCUAUAGUUUGCUCCACAUUUGCUAUCUGGCUCUUUUAAAAAUGUGUAUUUGGCUAUUUGAUCUGUAAAAUAAAUCCUAUUAAUGAUGAAGUA